Molecule: messenger RNA, 1265 nt
Organism: Salvelinus sp. IW2-2015
Lineage: Eukaryota; Metazoa; Chordata; Actinopteri; Salmoniformes; Salmonidae
Product: stromal cell-derived factor 2
Source: RefSeq, a predicted model, not a curated record
CCCACUGUACCAUUUCGAUGACGUAGAAUAAACUAAUAUCAGUCGCUGAUUUUAGUGGCAGCGGAGAGCUAUAAUGGAUAAACGCACUGGCCCAACACACUUUUUAUUUCGCUUUUUCCUAUUAUCAUGUUUAUUUGGGCUAUCGCUCGCAACGGAACUUAGCUUUGUGACUUGCGGCUCGGUUGUGAAGCUGUUAAAUGUAAAGCACAAUGUCAGACUGCACUCUCACGACGUGCGCUACGGCUCUGGUAGCGGGCAGCAGUCAGUGACAGGGGUGACCACAGUGGAGGACAGCAACAGUUACUGGAGUGUACGGGGCACCAGCGGAACCCUAUGUCACCGGGGGACUCCUGUUAAGUGUGGACAGACCAUCCGCCUCACCCACCUCAACACCGGACGCAACCUGCACAGCCACUACUUCGCUUCUCCGCUGUCCUCCAACCAGGAGGUGAGUGCGUUUGGUGAGGAGGGAGAGGGGGACCACCUGGAUGAGUGGAUGGUGCAGUGCGGAGGGUUGGUAUGGGAGCGCGAGGAGGCCGUCCGCUUCCAGCAUGCCUCCACUGAUACGUUGCUAUCUGUUACGGGGGAGCAGUACGGCCGGCCCAUCCACGGGCAUAGGGAGGUGCACGCUAUGACGGGCCCCAGCCAGCACAGCCUGUGGAGGGCCAUGGAGGGGGUGUUUAUGAAGCCCAGUGAAAGCCCACUAGGGAACAUGGACUACAGCCAUCCUCUACACACAGAGUUCUAAUUCUCCAUCAACCUGUUACCUGACCCAGCUAUCGAACUAGUCGGUGUUUCUUAAUCCUGUUCCUGGGGACCCGAAAGCUGUAUGUUUUAGUUUUUGCCUUAGCACUACACACCUGAUUUUUAAAAUCAUCAAAGCUUGAUGAUGACUUGAUAAUUUGAGUCAGCUGUGUAGUCGGGGCUCAAAACGCAACCCUUUGACUUGGUAGUGCGACACCAAUUUUAAUUGAUCGUUAUGGUGCCAGUGAUUUUAUAUAUUUUUUUGGUCUGGUCACGUUAGUUUUUGGUUCACAAUUAGCUUUCUUUUAUUAUUAUCAAGAAUUAUUCAAACAGCAAUGUGUAUGCAUGCAACAAUGGGUAUGCAGACCAGGUAUUCAAAAAGUUUAGUCCGAAGUCUUGAUUGAAUCUUUGCGAUGCGCAAUUCAGUCAUCAUGCACAAUUUGAAUGAGCAUUUCUAAAGGCUAUCACAAAAAAACCUUCCCAAUUAAAUUACUGCAAAUGAAGCCUACCUGGCAGAAUGA